This is a messenger RNA of Arvicola amphibius (Eurasian water vole), 4670 nucleotides long. RefSeq lists its product as uncharacterized. The record is from RefSeq and is a predicted model, not a curated record. NCBI's taxonomy places the organism in Eukaryota, Metazoa, Chordata, Mammalia, Rodentia, Cricetidae. Bases 1070 to 1708 code for a protein of 212 amino acids. The transcript is spliced from 14 exons.
CCUCUCUCUCUCCUCUCGUCUCUCUCUCUCUCUCCCCUCUCUCUCUUUUUCUCUCCCCCUCUCUCUCUCUGCGGGCAGAGAGAAGAAACCCACGCGCGCAAGCAGUGAUGUCUUACGAGUGAUAAUUGGCCCAGGGGUCGCUGGAGCCAACCGUGGAUUGAGAUGUUGGGUUCAUACAGUCAAGAGAGGCAGAAUCAGCAUCCGUUCCCACCUGAGACUCCUGCCUGGGAGAGCAGCUGAUGAACAGUUUGUCUCCGCGUGCCUCUCCUCUGCACCGUUAAAGGAAGGUGACCAAGAAUGUUCCAGGGAAGACUGAAUUCUGGCCCAUCACUUCACUUGCCUUCUGUGAGCUCCUAACUCCGACCUCAUGACUGGUGCUGUAGGAUCAGUUUCUUCCUCAUAUCUGUGAGGGUUGUAUAUGUGGACACAUCAUGACAGGCAGCGGAUCUUUCCACAAACACAGCUUUUCCUGAGGACAAAGUGGUGCUUGGCGGGGGAGAGUGAUGGAUGCCCACAUUUUAAAAGUGAUGGAUGCAGAAGAGUCUGACGGGAACAGAAAGUUUUGAGGGAGUUCACUGCCGAUGCAAGGUGACUGGCUGGAUAAAGAAGUCCAAAGUUAUUUUUUUAUCUGUAGAACAAAUAAAGCCUGGCCAAAGGCGAUUGAUAAUGCCACCUAUACAGAAGUCAGUUAAAAAAAUGAAAAAUCCAACCGUUGGUAUCUUCUAAAUAGCUGGGAAUUUGUCAGCCAGUACUGGAGUGGCUGAGCUGGGAUACUUUUUUAUUUUCUUCAGGAAUAGACACAAUAUGGCUUUAUAAAAUGGUGAGAUACAGCAUCUGUGCACCGGACAGUAAGGAGCAGCAAGACAAGCGAAGAACGGCCCAAGCUUGCUGUGAUGUGAUAUGAUGUGCCCCAUCCCUUAACUUCUGCAUAUCCUGUGUGUCAGCCGUGUAGGCGGCUCCUCCUUUUUAUAUCACAUAUAUCUUAUGCACUGUGUGUAGAGACAGAGGUGGAAGCAGAGAGAGAGAUUAUACUUCAUCUGUGUCCCUAUCUGGCUGUACAUACAGAGAAAUGCCAUGUCUCUCGAAAGAUAUGCACUUGUGGGCAAUGACAGUGGCAUAUUGUUGCAACUCACCACCAGCUAUUAUAUUAACUACCAUGACCAUUAUGGCUAAAGGUACUGCAAGCUUGCAGUGUACAUACAGAAAAGCCGGCACACAUGCAUAUUCCUGGAGGAUAACAGAGACCAGUGAACAUAGACUGGGUGUGGGGCUUUCCAGUGAGCCCGAAGAGGCACAUUUAGUUGAACCAUUAGUACAAGCAAGCCAGACAGAGUCCCCACCUCUCCAAGACUUCUUAGAGAACCCCAAGAAGUUGACAGAGGCAUCCAGGCUUCCUCCUGAACCUCCCUGCUGGAGGCAGAGGACUCCAAGAUGGAAGAGCCUCAGGAUGGAAGGAGUCUCGACUUCAGAGCUGUCACGUAGAAGAAGGCAUCCAGCAAGUGGUCUGACCCAAACCACGUGUCCACGGGGUGCACCGGCCAAUGUGCUCCAUCCUUCAGGACCUGGUGUACAGCACAACACUGCACCUCGACACCGAGACGUCCAGGCUGUGACACAGAGAUGGGGACCUCGACCAUCAACCAGAUAUUCUUGUCUAAGCCUGCAGACCCAAGUCCUUGUGUGUCCUAAGAAAAUGCUCAACCCCUGAGCCGCAGGGCCAGGUGGUUACAGUUGUGUAAGUUUGCAAAGUUGCGGGUCCCUCAUCACCAGCUACUCUGUGAGACUGGAUUUCCAGGAAUUUGAGCUUCUGAAUGGGCCUCAUCAGAGUCUUUGUGGACCUGAUGUUUGAGAUGUGGUAAGUCACUUGGGUUUUAUCUACUGAGCUUUUCAAGGAUGUGACAGAGGUGGAGAGCUUUAUCUUCCUAAGUCCCCACAAGACGGUGUCCAACUGAGUGUUCCACGGUGCUCUUGGGAGGUUUGGACCAAAUGAGGCAUGGACUGGAGGCUCUGGAGGCUGUUCAGACACGGCAGCCAUCCCGCCCGCCAGGAAAUCCUGGGGCUCUCAGUCUGCCCUCCCUGUCAGAGCGCCUGCACUUUGGGAAGAAGGGCCAUGGGAUUACCCCGCAUUGGCAUUGAUGCUAUGGAGAGCUGCCUUCUCAUCCAAGCAAUGCUAAUUUGCCUCCAUCCCCAGUCAUUUGCUACCUAGAGAAAUACCCUAACAGCCUGGGACUGGGUUCCGCAUGCCCAGCUUUCCAGAGCAACCUGCAGAGGCUGAGAGGCUCGCCAUGACUGUCUGAUACCACAGCACUCGCGCCCGGAUUUUCAGAAGCAUCUCUCAGCUAGACCAACCUUUAGUGUACUGUAGGUACUUUUAAUAAUCUCCAUAAAAGCCUGAUUUCCAAUCCCUAGGCUCAAGCUGACAGUGUAAAUAAAAUCACCCAAAUCCACAGGGACAGAAAAAUGAAAAUGACAUGGAUUAAAAUUUGGUCAAAACCUCUUUCUUUUUAAAAAUUCUGCAUCCCUUCCAAUUGGAUCACGACCCUCUGUGUGUUCAGCUUAAGGCCAGACGGCCUGCUUUCACUUUUAUUCCUCUCUGUAGCAGGCUUACAGUAUUUAGUGAGGGGCUGCAAAGAAUGUGCACCGGGAAGAGAGCUAAUACCAUAAUCCCCCAUCGCUGGGGUCAGAUGCUGAAUAAAGUGAGAGAAUUAGCAAAUGUGUGACGUACAGUGGAAGCAAAAACACACCAGCACGGACACAUCAGCAUGGUGUCUUGUGAGCAGGAGCAUCCAAUGCCCAGGAGUAAUGGCUGUGAGGUAGCGCAGUGUGCACACUUAAAAGUUGACCGUGGAAACAGGGGUGGAAGACUCUCGCCAAUGUCUUAAUGCGCUCUCUCUCUCUCUCUCUCUCUCUCUCUCUCUCUCUCUCUCUCUCUCUCUCUCUCUCAUUGCAUCUGCCCAAGCACCUGCCUGGAUCUGUUUCCUAAGUCACACGUUAGCCACUGAAUCAUCAUACAGAGCAGAGUAGGCAUCUUCUCUUCGCUCUUCUGCCGAGGGUGUGAAUGUGGCUCUGAAAACGCCGUGAUGCGGCUGUCUCAGGAGGAUUCUCUCAACGAACGAGUAGAGAUUGGCGGCACUGUGGAAAAAAAAAGUGUUAACAGCCACGAUCUCCUGUGCCUUGGGAAAGCCAACCACGCUUCCCUGGAGUAAGAUUACAAGCAAAUAAACAGCCACAUGGAAGUAAUUUCAGAAGUGGUGCAUGCGAGCGUGGGCCCGUGUGUGUGUGUGUGUGUGUGUGUGUGUGUGUGUCCGUCCAAAAGUGCAAGCUGGAUUGUUUCUUUCCAACGGUAUCUUUCAAAACCAUACCUAGUAGAGAUCAACAUUAAAUAUUAAUUUAGUUUUAAAUUUGCAUGUAGUAAAAGGCACUCUUUGGGGUGUAGUAUUCUAUGCUCUGACAAGCCUGUGCCAUUGUGUAGGGCUGGCCAGUCAGGAGGUGUAGUUUCAUUAAACCCCACAAUGCCUUGUGGCGCUUCCUUCAUCAGACCUUGCACCUGAGCCCUGGGAACAACUGACCCACCCUUUGGCCUUUUAUGCUCUGCCUCCCCAGAAUGUUAUGGAUCAGAACCUCAGGGUACUUGCCUGUUUCUUCUGACUUCUCUCAUUAGCAAGCCUAUUUAAUGUCAGUCCAGGGCAUGGCGCCUGAAGUUUACUGAACUCCACCGUAGUCAUUCAUCUUUGUGGAUCUCAGUGGUGCUUCAAGAGCCUCUUGUUUCCCAGCUUUGAUAGAUAGUAUGUAAAAUAAAUGUAUCUUUCUUAAACGUUCAGUUUUCACCAGUACUUUUACCCCCUUGGAAAUCAUUUGCUUUGAGACAGGACCUCACUAUGGAGUGAACUUGCAGAGUCUUGGGACCAUACUCUAAGCCAACCAUGUGAGUGUCCACACCCUGAGAAGUUGGUGCAAGAGAAGGUGUCCACUGAGGGGCUGAGCCAGUUUUACUCAGGAUUAUAAAACUUCCUGACAGUCAUAUUUGAGAUUGUAAGCUACAGGCAGAAAGAGAGGUGAAAAAAAUGAAGAAGUGGGGAAGUGAAUAAAUGUGUGUGUGUGCAUCAAUGUCUGAGGAUAUCUAUGUGUAUGCAAGUAUGUGCACAUGAGUGUGAAUAUCAUGGGUAUGUGAGUGUGCCUGUGUGCACAUAGAGCACACAUGUGUGCAUCUGAGUGCAUGCAUCUGCUUGUGGCUGUGCAUGUAUGUGCAACGGUAUGCAUGUUAAUGAGUGUGUGAAUGUGUGUGCACGAAUAUGUACAUGGAUGUGUGCACGCGGGUGCGGUCGAGUCCCUAUCAGUUCUCGUAGCCACCAGCUAAAUGAUGGGGACUGGCUUUCUGCUCCACCAGACAGUAUCCCACUAAGUAACUGAAAAGGAAGGUCUCCGGAGAAAACACUCAGGGACAUUAUGAAUCAGAGAUUGGAGCUGUUUGUGAAGAAUAACCUUCUCUUUGCUAUAAGACACUCCAGUACACGAAAAUCCCCAGGGGAGGCUGAAUCCUAACCGGGAAGCAUAAGCUAGGCUGCGGAGAGUAAUCUGGCAUAUUGUCUCUUUCCCACAGGGCAUAUUGACUAAGUCACAGAAGAGAUCUUGUUUCACGUAAAUAAAGCAUUAUUGUUUGGUGUCUUUAA